Hyposmocoma kahamanoa is the source of this 2004-nucleotide messenger RNA. RefSeq lists its product as uncharacterized. Gene Ontology annotation, biological process: C-terminal protein methylation; proteolysis. The record is from RefSeq and is a predicted model, not a curated record. Gene Ontology annotation, cellular component: endoplasmic reticulum; membrane. Gene Ontology annotation, molecular function: protein C-terminal S-isoprenylcysteine carboxyl O-methyltransferase activity; serine-type endopeptidase activity. Bases 23 to 2002 code for a protein of 659 amino acids. Lineage: Eukaryota; Metazoa; Arthropoda; Insecta; Lepidoptera; Cosmopterigidae. The transcript is spliced from 10 exons.
GCAAGCUUUGAUCUGCUUUUCUAUGUCAGUAAUCGUGUUUGGAAUGUCUAUUUUUUCUGGCAAAAUAUUCGGGCACACAAAAGAAUUGUGGGCCCUUGCCUUCUGGGGCCCAGCGCUAUAUUUCUGCCUCAUUAGCUUCGCAUUAAAAUACUUGUACAGAGGAUUUCUUUAUGAGGUAUCCAUACGUUCAACAUUCCUCGGGGCAGCUUUCAUAAUUGGCUACUUCUUGUCGACCUUCAGUGAUGGUGUGGCAGUUUUUGGAAAGUACUUAGCCAUACUAUCAUUCUUCCACUUCUCAGAGUUUAUGGCCGUGGCAAUUCUGAACCCACGGACAUUGACUAUAGACUCUUUUAUAUUGAAUCAUAGUGUUCAGUACUGGGUAGCUGCCGUUGCUAGCUGGGUGGAGUGGGGCUUGGAGUAUUAUUUUGUCCCUAGUAUGAAAACAUGUUUUUGGUUGUCCACAAUUGGAGUCCUUAUGUGCAUUGCUGGUGAGGUCUUCAGGAAAGGAGCCAUGAUCACUGCUAGAACAAAUUUUAACCAUACAGUGCAGUUUGUGAAGCUGCCAGAUCACCAAUUGGUGACGCAUGGGGUAUACUCCUUCUGUCGACAUCCCAGCUAUGUCGGAUGGUUCUACUGGUCCAUCGGCACUCAGAUAACACUGCUAAAUCCAAUCUGCACAGUGAUAUAUAUGAUAGCGUCAUGGAAAUUUUUCAACGAACGAAUAUACGCCGAGGAACUAACAUUGCUAAGUUUCUUUGGAUCCCAGUAUGUCGAGUACCAGAACAAGGUUGGCACAGGCCUGCCCUUCAUUAAAGGAUAUGUGCACACAGGCAACGUGCUAAAUAAAUCGAUAGAGUCGGCCGUACAACUUUUGGAAAUGGAGAACAUAUCACCAUAUGUGGGAAAGUGCGACGACAGAUUAGCAGACCCCAUCUUGCAAACCGUCAGUCGGGAAAAGGACCUCAUUGUCAUCCCCAAAUAUAAAGUUAAUCAAGAACCAGAAGAUAGUAAACAAGAUAAUUUAAACGUCAAUACGAUAACAAAAGAAAUCUCUAAAGAAACAGAAAUGGAAAUUGAGAAAGUUCUCGAAAGUUCUUUUAAUUCUGUAAAUUCGUCUUCCCCGGAAGUGACGAAUUUUGUUGAUGACAAUAAAAAGGUUAUUGUUGAGGAUGACAGUAAAUGCGAAAACGACAGUACUGAGCACCAUUUCGAUGUAACAAGAAAACUAUCGAUUAAAGUAAGUUAUCCGACUUUAGCACCAUUUUUGGCCGCCAUCUUUGAAAGUGUGGAAGACGUUACAGCGCAGACCUGCGGUGGGAUCGUGCUCGCUCCAGAAUGGGUGUUGACAGCUGCCAGUUGCAUCAACCUGUUAUAUAACUUGUAUACGAACCAGACAUCGGAAAACGCAACAGCGAAGAGUCAGUACACUAUUAUAGCGAACACGUCGGACCCGUUCUCUGAAGGCACCGUUCACAACGUCACUGAGAUCCACCUGCAUCCCGAUAAGAAGCUGGUGCCUGAAGUAGGCAAUGUCACGAAGCCCUUUUCGGCCUUCAAAGACAUGAAGUGGCGCGUAGUCAGCCCGACGCUGGCCAUGUUGCGUGUGGUGCCGCCUAUAGAGGUGGAGGUGGUAGACAUGGUCACCGCUUUCGUGCCGCCCAAGACUGACGUCAUGGUCUACGGAUGGAUGCUCAAGAAGAACGAUUCCGAACACGAAUACUUGCGACAGACGUCGUUCGCGGCCAAGACAUUGUCCCCGCGCGAGUGUAAAGUCAUGCAAAACAUGUCCACGGCGAUGGUCUGCUUGUUCCACGAAGGGAAUAAACAGUUUAGCGAGGACUCCUCUCAAUUCUGGAUGAGCUCCGGUGGUCCUGUGCUGACCCUGAACCAGGGCGUGGUGAAAGUGCUGGGAGUCGCGAGGACCGAGCAAAACCUGCCCUCGGCCAUCUUACCGCUCGCCACCCACGCGCACUGGAUCAACCAUCUCAUUUUUAAUAAAUAAAU